GAAUCUGGACAAGUUUGUGGGACAGAGCGAGGACCUGUUUGCAGAUAGAUCGUACAGCUUCACGUGCACGCACGCACUGCAGUUUGCUGGAUUUGGGAGUUGAGAGCUGAGAGAAAUGGCAACGCAGCACGACUUCCACACUGGGUCCAAGACCGCCCACGCCCAGGGCGAGCUGCUUGAUGCAACAAAGCAGCAGCAGCAGCACGAGGCGUCCCUUGGCGAUGCGCAAAUGAAGGCUGGAGAUGCCGCCCAAGACAAAGCCCAGGAGACCAAGGAGCACGCUGGCAAUGUCUUCCAAAAGGCUGGAGGUGCCAUCCAAAAUGCCGUCGGUGAAACUGUCCACGAGGUUCAGAGUAAACUUGGGAGAGCUGAUCUCAAGCCGAAACAGCCUUUGGAGGACUGAGAGGAAUUCCAUCUCAAUUCACAUUCUGUAUAAGUACUAGAAAGAAAAUCUGUCAAGUCUUUAUUAAUCCAACGAGUGCCUGAGCAGAGCACACAUGCACAGACACACACAGAGCCGCAAAAGUCCUGUCUUGUAAGUUAGUCGGUUCUUUCUACAUCAUCAAGGUCUGGGACUCCAGAGUAUAUUUGUUACAAGAGUUCUGAGCAUAGGAAGCCUUAUUGGCCAGGUUUCAUGCCAACAGAAUAUGAUCUGUAGGCAUGGCACUGGGUCCAGCUUGGUGUAGAGACCGGCAUGUACAUUAGCAUCUAUUGCCACUCAUGAAUAAAACGCUAAAGCUCUAGUUCGUUGC
Molecule: messenger RNA, 752 nt
Organism: Marchantia polymorpha subsp. ruderalis
Lineage: Eukaryota; Viridiplantae; Streptophyta; Marchantiopsida; Marchantiales; Marchantiaceae
Source: the annotation of a GenBank genome assembly